CUCGGAAGGGGCAGACCCGAAUGCCAGGCCGAAGUUGUCAGAGGGUGGGCAGGAGACCCUGGUAGCUGGUCCCUUCGGGAGUGACGAAGUCGCGUCUGAGCCCCUGCAGGGGACGGGGACUACGAGACUAAUCAGUGCAAGGGAGCAGUCACAGCCUGUGAAUGAUUUAGUCCAGUCACACACUCAGCUCCAGUCUUGUGACGGAAGUUGUGGAGCCCAGAUGGCGCAGUGGGAGAUGCUACAGGAUCUCGACAGCCCGUAUCGGGACGAGCUGCAUCAGCUCUACUCAAACAGUCUACUGCCAAUGGACAUUCGGCAGCACCUGGCUGCCUGGAUUGAAGACCAGAACUGGCAGGAAGCUGCACUGGCAAUCGAUAGUUCCCAGGCCACCAUGCUGUGCUUCCACUUCUUGGACCAAGUGAACACCGAGUAUGGCCGUCGCAAUCAGGACCCACAGCACCUGUUGCUACAGCACAACUUGCGAAAAUUCUUCCGGGACCUGCAGCCCUUUCUCCAAAGCCCUAUCCAAUUGGCUGAAAUGAUGUUUAACCUCCUUUUCGAAGAAGAAAAAAUUCUGAAGCAGGCUAUGAGGGCUGAGGCGGAACAAGGCCAGCCAGCCCUCGAGCCACCCAUGGAUAGCCAACACUGUGAGAUUGAAUCACGGAUCACAGAUCUAAAGGCAAUGAUGGAGAAGCUAGUGAAGUCCGUCAACCAGCUGACAGAUCUGCAGGAGGUCUUCUACUUCCGAUACAACACCCACACCGAGGGUCGGGAGCAAGGAGACAGUAGGAGACAGGUGCCAGCUGGGAGAGCAGAAGAGGCGAACUCCAGGGAAGCAGCCUCUUUGGACCGCCAUCGCAACAGGCAGCGGGAGCUACUUCAAGCCACUCUGAAUGAACUGAACGAAAGGAGAAAGGUGGUGCUGGACACCUUCAAGGCCCUGUUGGGCCGACUGACCACCCUCAUCGACCUGCUGCUGCCAGAGCUGGUCACAUGGAAGACCCAGCAGCAGAAAGCCUGUAUCGGAGCCCAGCCACAGCCUGACCUGGAACUGCUGGAGAAGUGGUUCACCGAUGGAGCAAAGCUCUUGUUCCACCUGCUGCAGCUGAAUAAGAAGCUAAAGCAAAUGCACCGCCUGGUAACCUAUGAGAAUGACCCUCUGUCCCAAGGCGUGGACCUGCAGAAUGCCAAGAUCCUGGAGUUGCUGGAGUCUCUGCUGCACAGUGCCUUUGUGGUAGAGACCCAACCCCACAUGCCCCAGACUUCCCAGCGACCCCUCAUCAUUAAGACGGGGAGCAAGUUCACGGUGCGAACAAGGCUUCUGGUAAGACUCCAGGAAGGCAGUGAGUCCCUGACUGUGAAGGUCUUCAUUGACAAGAAUCCUCCUCAAUUACAAGGCUUCCGGAAGUUCAACAUUAUGACCUCAAACCAGAAGACGUUGACACCUGAAAGGGGCCAGAGUCAGGGCUUGGUCUGGGAUUUUGGCUGCUUGUCUCUGGUGGAGCAACGCUCAGGUGGUUCUGGAAAGGGCAGCAACAAGGGGACACUGGCCGUUACAGAGGAACUGCAUGUCAUCAGCUUCGUGAUCACAUAUACCUACCAGGAUCUAAAGCUGGACCUGAAAACAGACACUCUCCCCGUGGUGGUCAUUUCUAACAUGAACCAGCUCUCCAUUGCCUGGGCCUCCAUCCUCUGGUUCAAUCUUCUCAGCUCCAACCCCCAGGACCAGCAGUUCUUCUCCAGCCCCCCAAAGGCACCCUGGAGCACUCUGGGCCCUGCCCUCAGCAACCAGUUCUCUUCCUACGUUGGACGGGGCCUCAACUCGGAGCAGCUGAGCAUGCUCAAGGAUAAGCUGUUUGGGAAGAGCUCCAAGAAUGAGAACCUGUUGCUGUCCUGGGCCGACUUCACCAAGCGAGAAAGUCCACCUGGCAAGAUACCCUUCUGGACAUGGCUGGACAAAAUUCUGGAGUUGGUGCAUGACCACCUGCAGAAUCUCUGGAAAGAUGGGCAUAUCAUGGGCUUUGUGAGCCGCAGCCAGGAGCGCCGCCUGCUGAAGAAGACCAUGUCUGGCACCUUCCUGCUGCGUUUCAGUGAAUCGGAGGAAGGGGGCAUCACCUGCUCCUGGGUGGAGCACCAGGACGAUGAUAAGGUGGUCAUCCGCUCGGUGCAACCCUACACGAAGGAGGUGCUACAGUCGCUCCCGCUGACCGAGAUCAUCCGCCACUACCAGCUACUCACUGAUGAGAACAUCCCCGAAAACCCUCUGCGCUUCCUCUACCCCAACAUCCCCCGGGACGAGGCUUUUGGGAGCUACUACCAGGAGAAAGUGAAUCUCCUGGAACAAAGGAAGUACCUGAAACACAGGCUCAUUGUGGUCUCCAACAGACAGUUGGAUGAGCUGCAGCCAUUGCCGUCGCCGCUGGACCCAAAACUGGAGCCAUUCGAGUUGGAGCCAGGGCUGGCUCCAGGGCCAGAGCUAGGGCCAGACCUGGAGUUAGAGUCGCUGCUGGCGACAGGCCUGGAUCUAGGGUCGGAUCUAGGACCAGAGCUGGAGUCUGUGCUAGAGGCCACACUGGCCAUGGUGCCACUUGGAGGGCUAGAGCCAGACCUGAGACCCAGAUCAGAGCCAGUGCUAGAACCAGAUUUGCCUGGGGACCUGAAACACUUGAACACGGAAGAAAUGGAGAUCUUCAGGAACUGCGUGCAGAUUGACAAAAUCAUGCUGAACGGGGAUCCAUUGAUGGCCAACCAGGACACUAUAGAGGAGGCUGACAACCCCUACUACAGCCAUUUUGACUCCGGGGGACCUCUGGUCCCUUCUGACUGCUAGGAGCAGCUCCAUCUGUCUCCUCUAUUCCAGAUCUCCUGUCCCUCUCCAUGCCCUCCCAUAACAAUGCUGCUCUCCAGGGAUGGGAUCAGGAGUCAAAGGCAAAAAGCCUGAUAUGCAUACAGAAGAACUCCAAGGAAACAGAUGAGAUUCUGACCGUGGCUCCCAGGAGGAUCCCAGGGAGGGACUGCCUGCUGGGCCCUGAAUUUCUGAGGGUAGGCCAGGGUACACAGCAGGCACUGGAAGGUCUCAUGGGCACGGUUUCUUGGCAACUUGGAAGGACCACAGCGUCUUAAAGCAAGGAAGGCUGAAUGAGGGCCCUCGGUGGGCAGCACAGGUGCAUGCCAGGAUUCUGUUUUUCUCUUCUGAUUAAGCCCACCCUGUGAAGCUCUGCCCUGGCCCUCCUCUUCCUGCUUGUCCUCAUCUCUUGCUCCACCUGCUAGACUGACUGCACACACUUCUCCCUCCCCGACAAGAUGAGAAACCAAUCCACUGUGACCAUGACUGUGAAGCUUUGCACUCCGAUUCUUGCUUCUUAGUCUCCACCCCCACAACACUUAGGCUAGGGUUGGGAAGGGUGGUAGGGAUUCAGGAGUUGCUUUGGGUGGUAUUGGGUAGACUUCAGUGUUCUCCAGCAGAGGAGAAGCAUUGGGUCUCAGCUGGUUUUUUAGUACUAUAUUAUCACCCUCUUUCACACCAUGUAUUGUUUCCCUGCUCCGUGAGUGUGGGCCUGGGCACCUGGGAGAUUAUGCUCCCCGGACCCUGGACAGCCCCACACACAUUUUAGCCAUCUCCAGUGAACCCCCAAGCAGGUUCUUGUCCUUGGACCAAGAGGUGUCCCUAGAGCUGGAUGAGGGCAGGGUCUUGCACCUGUAGCUGCUUCCUGCCUGAUGUGUCAGUGGAACAGCCCCCUCAAGGCUUUUCUCAGCAGUAAAGGCUAAUAAACUUUGUACUGCUCCA
This is a messenger RNA of Ochotona curzoniae (black-lipped pika), 3787 nucleotides long. RefSeq names its product signal transducer and activator of transcription 2 (gene STAT2). The record is from RefSeq and is a predicted model, not a curated record. NCBI's taxonomy places the organism in Eukaryota, Metazoa, Chordata, Mammalia, Lagomorpha, Ochotonidae. Bases 221 to 2830 code for a protein of 869 amino acids. The transcript has 24 exons. Gene Ontology annotation, molecular function: RNA polymerase II cis-regulatory region sequence-specific DNA binding; DNA-binding transcription factor activity, RNA polymerase II-specific. Gene Ontology annotation, biological process: response to peptide hormone; cell surface receptor signaling pathway via JAK-STAT; defense response.